Formica exsecta is the source of this 2202-nucleotide messenger RNA. It is a transcript of the gene eIF4B, whose product is annotated as eukaryotic translation initiation factor 4B-like. Bases 107 to 1657 code for a protein of 516 amino acids. The record is from RefSeq and is a predicted model, not a curated record. Lineage: Eukaryota; Metazoa; Arthropoda; Insecta; Hymenoptera; Formicidae. The transcript is spliced from 12 exons. Gene Ontology annotation, molecular function: RNA binding.
AUACAGAUAUAGUUUAUGUUUUACUGGUCGUACGACUGGUUGGUCGUGUGGUUCACGUAGACUCUGAGAUAGUGACACGUAUUUCCGUUAAUUUUGGAUCGUUAUUAUGUCUUCAGGAAAGAAGGGUAAGAAGAAGAAGGGUGUGACUGUCGAUUUAUGGUCGUUCCUCGCUGACGGAAACGGGCCGACCCCUAAUAUACCGCUGAAAUCUUCAAAUUGGGUUGACGAUGUAGAGGAUGAUCAUGAAGGAUAUUCAUCAAGAAGCAGCAAAGAUCCAGUUAUUUUACCAACAGCUCCUCGAGCUGCACGAGGACCUGGAAUUGAUGAAGAAAAUAUCCCUACAAGUCCUCCAUAUGUAGCCUACAUAAGCAAUCUGCCCUAUGAUGUAGAUGAAGCUGAUUUAGCUGACUUUUUUGCAGAUAUGAAGAUAUCCAACAUGCGUUUGCCGAAAGAUGCAAAUAAAAUUAGGGGCUAUGGAUAUGUUGAAUUUGAAGAUCGUCAAAGUCUAAUUGAUGCUCUUUCUAUGACGAACACAACUAUAAAGACGAGACGAGUAAGAAUCGAAGUUUCAAACAGCAGUAAUGAUGAUCGUCGAGGCAGUAGAAUGGGCAGAGACAAUCGUAGGGAUAAUUACGAUGAUCCAGAGCGUACAUCUGGCGAUUGGAGAAGUGGGCCGCGUGAAGAUUUACAGGAUGAAGAUUCUUAUCGCAGUCGAUAUGAUAAAGAUCGAUAUGACAAUAGAGACCGGCGAGAUGAUAGAGACAGACAUGAUUAUGAUAACAAGCCUGGUGCAUGGCGCGAAAGAGACAACAAUGAUAAAGGAUUUAAAGAAAAAAGUGGCUUCAGAGAUGAUAGUAAGGAUAGAGACUGGAAUCGUUAUAGCGAUAGAGGAAGAAGCAAAGAUCGGGAUGGGGACCGAAGCAGCAGUUUUGGACCCCGUCGCAAUUAUGGCGAUUCCGAUUGGGAUCGCCGACAAGACCGAGACGCGAAACCUGAGUCGCGACAAAGACCGAAACUGCAACUGCAGCCUCGCACGAAACCCGUGGAAUCUCUUGGAAGUUCGAAAGAUCAAACUGAAGAAAGUUCGGUGGAAUCGAAAUCAACAACGGGAUCGGAAUCAACUCAACGAGCUCCGGCUCCUACACCCAUAUCGGCAGUCAAUAUUUUCGGCGCUGCGAAACCUGUAGAUACUACUGCUCGUGAACGAGAAAUAAAAGAGCGUCUUGCCAAGUCUUAUGCCGAAUCACGAUCCCGAGAAGAAAUGGACAGCAAGGAACGUAAAGAUGGUACUUCAGGUCGACGUAAUGGCGAAGGACGCGACGACAAGGAGAGAAGCCGACCGACUUGGCGAUCAGAAGAAGACAAAGGUACUCGAGCCGAAAGAUCUGCGCCGCGAUCUCAACUAGCGCGUUCUGAAGAGCAAAAUGAAUCCAAAGCAUCGCCAACUUCGCGUCCUGAACCGCCAACAUUUAAAGUAUCUCAUAAAUCUACUGAGAAAGAUACUCGUGCGGCUUUGGAAAGAGAUCGUAAAGACAAAGAGAAGGACGAAAUUAGCAGAAUGCCAAAGGCAAAGGAUGAACAAGCUCCGAAUUUUGUAGCUUCCAACAAAUAUUCCAUGCUACCUGAUGAUGUGGAUCCCGAUAAUAUUGAUGAAUAGUCCUAAUCGAUUUUUAAUUUGCAUCAUCGAUGAAAUUGUGCCACAUGCAACAUACGAUUAUGCAUUUUAUAUCAAUAAUUUGUUUUAUCAUUAUUAAAUAUUGUAUGGAUUCACACACAUUAUACGCCAGGCAUUAUACUCUUGGUAUUACUUUAUUGGAAUUAAUGUUGAUUUGUAUUUAAUCUCAAUUUUAAUAUUUUCUCAAUACAAAAAAAAAACAUCUAUAUAUAUAUCUACAUAUAUAUUUACUUUAUAUUUCAGUAUGCACGCGAAAUAUGUUUCGGUAUUAUUAAAUCGCAACAUCGUAAAUUUAUUAUGAUUUCAAAGUAAACUCAUCGAUUGCAAUCAUUGCAAUCGAUCAUUUUACAUUUGAUUUUAAAAAUAAUUAUAUUAUACAAAGUAUGAUAUAGAAAUUGUGGAACUUUAUACAUCAUACUUAAUUCGUUGUACAAUAAUUGUACGAUAUUGUGACUCACUUUACGUGUAAUAUAACAAUGCCAAUAUAAAAGGAUAUAAUUAAAUUAAUAAGAGUAUAUGGGAAGAUA